Panicum virgatum (switchgrass) is the source of this 1800-nucleotide messenger RNA. RefSeq lists its product as uncharacterized. The coding region runs from base 1 to 1470 and encodes 489 amino acids. The record is from RefSeq and is a predicted model, not a curated record. NCBI's taxonomy places the organism in Eukaryota, Viridiplantae, Streptophyta, Magnoliopsida, Poales, Poaceae. The transcript has a single exon.
AUGGAGGUUCUCCUUUCUGCAGUCCUUGGUGAGGUGACCACUAGAUCCAUUAAUUUCCUGAUCAGCAAAAUCACCAAGCCGAUGCCACUGAAUGUGGAGGAUGGCCUGCGCAGGGUCCUGCUCCGGGCACAAGUGAUCAUUGAAGAGGCCAUGGGACGGCACAUCACAAACCAAGCCAUGCUCCUCCAGCUGGUUAUGCUAAGAGAUGCCAUGCACCGCGGCUACUACAUGCUGGACACUUUUGGAUACCAACUUCAUGAUGACGAGGAAGCCAAAGAUCAGGCUGUGAGUUGCUACUCAUCUUCGUAUAUAGUAAAUUCCGUAAAGCGUCUAUGUUUCCCCAGGAGAGAUGCCUUGGCUUUGAAAGAACUGCACAAGACGCUUGACAAUUUGAGCUCCACUAUCCUUAAUGUAAAUGAGCUUGUCCUGUCCUUGACAAGCUAUUCUCGCCUAUACAGACAGCCUUACAGCAUGCAACUCCAGCUGGCCAACUGCAUGUUUGGCCGCCAGAUGGAAGUACAACUAGUCAUCAACUUCCUAUUGCACACACAACCUCAUUGUGCUGGAGAAUUAGAGGUCUUGCCAAUUGUUGGACCAAGAUAUGUUGGCAAGAGCACCCUUGUCGCUCAUGUCUGCAAGGAUGAAAGAGUCUGUGGCCAUUUCUCAGAAAUCUUGUUUUUCCACAUCCAUGGUUUCACAGAUGAUGAGCUAGCUACUUUCAGAAAAGGAUGUGCUAAAUUUGAAAAUGACAUGUCAGAUUCGAACAAAGAUGGAAGAUUGCUAGUUGUUCUUGAGUUAGAUGGGAAUCUCAGUGAAGAAGCAUUGAAUAGGAUGUAUUCUGCUUCUAAACAGUAUGUGCCAAGGGGUAGUAAAAUCAUACUUACAAGCUCGUUUGACAACAUUGUAAAGUUUGGAACAACAAAGGUUCUGACCCUGAAGUUUCUGCCCCAUGAGGCGUACUGGUAUUUCUUCAAGACACUUACACUCGGAAGCAUGGAUCCCGAGAUGCACCCGAGGCUCAUGCACAUGGCCAUGGAGAUAGCCAGGAUGCAUAGAAGUUCCUUUAUUGGCGCAAAUUUCAUUUCUCGUUUGCUGAGGGAUAAUUUCGACCCCCGAUUUUGGUUCAAGUUCGUGGCCUUCUUUAGAGGGUUCAUCAAUCAGCAUAUCUCCAAAUUUGGUGACAAUCCGCUUGAUCUUCUAGACCAAAACAGGCCUGCACAUCUUAGUAGAAUGGUUGCGCCAUCUGAAAGUUUGUUGAUUUAUAAUUGUCAGCAACGCUCUUCAGAUGAGGAAGUUCCAAAGAUAAGAAUGGAUGAUGUGAUGUAUGGAAGCAUUAAGCCUCAUGGGAAAGUUGAGGUCCUAAUAUGGAAGUCUCAUAUACCACCAUACUAUAGCUAUAUCUAUACUUGUGAGAUCCAGGAGAUAAAGAACACAGGUGCCAAGCGGAAGCGCUCUAUGGGAGGGAUGUAGCUUUUAUAUUUUUGUGAUGUGAUUACCAGCCUUAUGUCAUGUAUGAGGGUAUUUAAACAUGUGGCUGUUAGGGUGUCAGCACUCACAAGAACAACAUAAUAGCCGCUAAAGGAUUUGACAGGUUACAACACCAUUAUUGAACUGGACUGCUAUAUUUAUCAUGUGUUAAGUUUCAGUAAAAACAGAAUAAUGUACGAUGUGUACGCACAGAUUUUCUUGAAAUGUAAUGAAUGCUUCGUGUUGGUUUCACUCCAUAUAUUAAGAAGAAUUGCCAGUCUUUGCUAUCAGGUUCAAGCUUUCCUUUCGUUCAGUUGAACCAAUUUUGCCAGA